AUUUAUUUCAACGACCAAUCGAUCCGCUUGAAGACAACUUGCGAUUAUACAUUCUGUACGCGCCAGUAUCAUCUGAGAGGCAGUAUAAUAUUUACGGAUUACGCACAUGAAGAAUCGAUCAAUCUAGCAGUUUCAUCACCUGCGCCCUCCAGCUUUGUACUUCUCCCUUUUCGGUGCCGUUGCAACUAGAGUUUCUCACAACUUAUAAUUUCUCGAACCAGUGCGAUUUUGUCUUAGUUCAAGCUCCCGCGAAUCUUUGGUUUCCUUCCUCACUGUACCUACGAAGCGUUGGCAUGGUGCCGUCAGCAUGGUUGGAAUAGGACAACGGUCAUCAAUUCUGAGCCAGGGGAGCAGGCCAUCGAGCAAAGAUGGCGCAAAGAAAAAUAUAUGGUCCUCUAUGCUGGAUGGAGUAGCAAGCGGGAAGCGGUUGCCUGAAAAGAAUUUACUGGUUUUGGGAGGUACGCCGGAUAGCCAGAGAGAGUUUCUUGAGACGCUGUCAUCAGACGAGUCCGACCCUAGGAUGCACUCUGAGCGUCGAAAUGGACGAGCGCCUCCCAUUGCCAAUCAGUUCGCGCUCGGGUACACUUAUCAGGAUGUGUUGGAUGCCGACCAAGAAGAUAUUCUUGCUCGCGUUUCAAUCUACCUACUGUCCGAACCUUCGUCGUCCUUCGCACCACUUCUCAAACCGCUUCUAACCCCGAAAACUGUACCAGAGACGCUGAUAGUGAUAUUACUGGACUGGGAAAAUCCUUGGACAUGGGUUCGGCAGCUACGCGAAUGGCUUCGCCUAUUACGUUCUGUGCUGAUCUCCCUCGAUGAUGAAACUAAAGUGGUAAUGGAAGAAGUUAUGACAGAAUGGCGAGAUCAUAAACGAGGUGGUGAUCCUGCAUCUUCAGCAGGCGGGGGAAUGACAACCUCUGGUGGACCAGUUACAAUCCCUCUUGGUCCUGGAGAGUGGGAUGAAGGAUUAGGGAUCCCUAUGUGUGUUGUUUGUCAAGGCGCAGAAAAAAUUGAAAAGCUGGAAAAAGAGCAUGGCUGGCAUGAGGAAGAGUUCGACUUUAUUCUGCAGUUUAUGAGAACGAUCCUGCUAAAACACGGCGCCUCGCUCAUAUACACAACACCAUUCCUUGCCAACUCGUUACAAAGCUUAAUCCACUCCUCUCUUGGGAUUCACUCGUUACUAAAGAGACAAUCUCUGAAACACAAUGUCAUUGAUAGAGAUAAGAUAUUAAUCCCGUCGAACUGGGACUCAUGGGGGAAAAUCCGAAUAAUCAGAGAAGGGUUUGAUAUGGAAGGAGUUGGGACAGGCUGGUCCAUCGAGAUUCAGGAUAAGCCCAAACAAUUCCACGGAGUAUCCGAGACUGAUGGUAAUCCCGAUGAAGGAAACGCUAGAAGCAAUCCUGAGCAAGAGGCUAUGGAAGACGGCAGCAGCGCCACGCUUAUCUACGAACAAACCAUCCGAGAUCCUAAGCGGGACCUAUCCAUUGCCCGAAGUUCCCAGCCCGGAGGGGACAAGGCGAUCGAAGUUGAAACGCGGGAUAUGCAAUCCUUUUUAUCCGACCAACUCCAGGUUCUUGAUCAGCUCAAAGCUGAAGACGAGCAGCGAGACAAGCAGUUGCGCAAGGGAGGCUUGCUUAAGGAUCAGGAAAAUAAUAUCUCUCUAGACGAGCCCUCUCGUGUGAAUGAACACAUUGGACCCGUGCAGUUUAAUAUGGGAGGCAUUCAAGUUGAUGCAGAUGAUAUGUUGAGAAAGCUGAAGGAACGAGAAGCGAAUCGAACGCCAGUUCGCCAAGAUACUUUACCCCAAACACCUACAACUUCUCCAGGAAGUGGGACCGGCGACGACAAAAUGCAGAAUCAAGCUCUUGCGAGCUUCUUCGCCGGUCUCGUCAACAAGAAAACAGCCGGGAGUCCGCGCCCCGGUCCGAAUUAUUAGCUUGAUCCGGGAUAUAUAUCUUCCCUGCUUGGUUUCGAUUUUGUUUUUGUUCUUCUUGAAAGGUUUUCUCUCAUUUCCUACAGAGAAACAGCAAGGUUACGACAUAGCUGAAGCUAAUUAAGGGGCCAUGCAAAAGGGGGCCUGUUAUUGUUCUUUUACCCCUUGAUGUGUUCCCUACCUGCCGGGUCUUGAAAGCAAAGCUAGAGGGAAUAAUAAUGUUUGCAGUAGCCUUCCUUGGCUUGUUAGAAAGUUCACAUAAUACCCACGCUUCGAGUACUUUCCAUACUUUUUCUCUUUUCCCAGUCCUUUGCUUCUCUUGAUUUGGUGAUGUAUUGUUUAACGGCAUUGUAUUACCUUCCUCAAGCUUUAAGUCCACUCCCUCCGAGGGACUCACCACGAAUAAGGCUUGCACGCAAUGAAAACAUACUGCUCUAGAGGUAACGUGGGAUCAGAAACCCGUGGUGGAAAUCCCCUUUAGUUAGGGCCAAGCCGGGUAUAUAUAUAU
This is a messenger RNA of Blastomyces gilchristii SLH14081, 2441 nucleotides long. RefSeq names its product dynein light intermediate chain. Gene Ontology annotation, molecular function: dynein heavy chain binding. The coding region runs from base 308 to 1936 and encodes 542 amino acids. The transcript has 6 exons. Gene Ontology annotation, biological process: microtubule cytoskeleton organization; microtubule-based movement. The record is from RefSeq and is a predicted model, not a curated record. Gene Ontology annotation, cellular component: cytoplasmic dynein complex; centrosome. NCBI's taxonomy places the organism in Eukaryota, Fungi, Ascomycota, Eurotiomycetes, Onygenales, Ajellomycetaceae.